This is a messenger RNA of Ostertagia ostertagi, 732 nucleotides long. Lineage: Eukaryota; Metazoa; Nematoda; Chromadorea; Rhabditida; Trichostrongylidae. The record is from the annotation of a GenBank genome assembly.
AUGAAGCAUACAGGAUGGAACACAACGGUCGCCGACCUCCCUCCUUCAUACUAUUCAUCACUGGUUUCCAACUACAACGAUGUAGUGAACUUCUUCGAACGUCACGAUGUCGAUCACUCACGUUUUGUUGUCGACGUGGUUCGAGAUCUCCUUCAACAACUAGCCGGUGUUGCACACGAUUUCGAUGAAGCAUACAGGAUGGAACACAACGGUCGCCGACCUCCCUCCUUCAUACUAUUCAUCACUGGUUUCCAACUACAACGAUGUAGUGAACUUCUUCGAACGUCACGAUGUCGAUCACUCACGUUUUGUUAUAAGGCACCUCCACGGGUGUUCGUGCACGGUGAGCCGUACGCCUCCAACAUCUUCGUCGUCAACGAUAGCAACAAGAUUGCCGCUGUGAUUGACUGGACAGAAAGCCACUCCGGAAGUUUUGGUGAAGAUAUCGCCAAAGCAAUCUGUUGGAAUCUCAGUACAAAAGACCGCCUUGAAUGGACAAGUGCGCUCCUUGAGGAGUAUCACGCCUGUCUCGUGUCGAGCUCACCGGAAGACUGCCCAGUAGCGCUGGAGAAUGUCAGGAAGGCGUACGAUAUGUACGUGCCGGUAGCCAUGGUCACUCUACUCUUCAAGGUGGUCGCCAUGAAAAACAAGGAAGAUAUCGAGCCUCUCAUCGACCGAGCAAAGGGACUUGUUGAAAAUGUUUAUACUAUGACCAAGUUGUUGGAGAAAUGA